Molecule: messenger RNA, 1423 nt
Organism: Pimephales promelas (fathead minnow)
Lineage: Eukaryota; Metazoa; Chordata; Actinopteri; Cypriniformes; Leuciscidae
Gene: uchl5
Product: ubiquitin carboxyl-terminal hydrolase L5
Biological process (GO): protein deubiquitination; ubiquitin-dependent protein catabolic process
Cellular component (GO): Ino80 complex; cytoplasm
Molecular function (GO): proteasome binding; cysteine-type deubiquitinase activity
Source: RefSeq, a predicted model, not a curated record
GAAGAAAGACGCUUGUCGAAAGGAAUGCCGGGAAAAAUACUGUAUGUGUGAAUGAGUCUCGUUAGCCUCGUUUAACCGCUGCACGAGAACAGUUUUCUAUUUGCAAUAAAAUAUUCUUUCAGAAAUGGCGGGGAGCGCUGGGGAAUGGUGUCUUAUGGAAAGCGACCCGGGAGUUUUUACAGAGCUGAUAAAGGGCUUUGGAUGCAAAGGUGCACAGGUGGAGGAGAUAUGGAGCAUGGAGCCAGAAAACUUUGAAAAUCUCAAGCCCGUUCAUGGUCUGAUUUUCCUCUUCAAGUGGCAGCCCGGUGAGGAGCCCGCGGGGUCUAUUGUUCAAGACUCAAGGCUGGAUCAGAUCUUCUUCGCCAAGCAGGUCAUCAAUAAUGCCUGCGCGACCCAAGCGAUCGUCAGUGUGUUGUUGAACUGCACGCAUCCUGACAUGCUCCUUGGGGAAACGCUGACAGAAUUUAAAGAGUUUUCUCUCAGUUUUGAUGCCGCGAUGAAGGGUCUUGCUCUCAGUAACUCUGAAGUUAUUCGACAAGUUCACAAUGGCUUCGCUAGACAACAGAUGUUUGAGUUCGACGCUAAGUCGUCGGCUAAAGAAGAGGAUGCUUUUCACUUUGUUAGCUACGUUCCUGUUAACGGGCGACUGUACGAGUUGGACGGACUUCGCGAAGGACCCAUAGACCUUGGUGUGUGUAACCAGGACGAUUGGAUCAACGCUGUACGGCCCGUCAUUGAGAAACGAAUACAGAAAUACAGUGAGGGAGAGAUUCGAUUCAACUUGAUGGCCAUUGUUUCGGACCGCAAGAUGAUUUACGAAAAGAAGAUCGUUGAUCUACAGGCUCAGCUCACAGAAGAAGAGCCGAUGGACACAGACCAGAGCGGGAAUCUUCUGAGCUCCAUCCAGUCAGAGAUCGCCAAGUAUCAGCUCCUGAUUGAAGAAGAGACCCAAAAACUUAAAAGAUACAAGAUUGAGAACAUAAGAAGGAAGCACAACUACCUACCCUUUAUAAUGGAGUUACUGAAGACGUUGGCCGAAUAUCAGCAGCUGAUUCCUCUGGUGGAAAAGGCAAAGGAAAAACAAAGUGCCAAAAAAAUCCAAGAAGCCAAGUAACCCCACAUUUGUAGACCCCGUUUAAUGAAAUGCCACGGAAUCACUCGCUGUGCUGUUGUCUUCUGUAUCCCAUCAAAGGAGCGCCUGGAAGUGAAGUCGAGCGUGGUGCUUCAUGUCACCUCCUUCAUGUCUGCAUGCAUGUGAAGAGAUGUUUAAAUAAUGUCUUAUUUUCAUAUAAAUUUCAUUUCAGUAAUAGUGUUGUUUCAUGUUUUGUUCUUGUUAGCGCACGGUAAAAGAUGAUAAAUGAGUCUUAAAUUACUGUAAAAUACUGUACAAUAAAGCACUAAUCUAUUAUUAUUGUUUAAUAAU